CUCUGGACACAAAAAUGACAUUAAUAAAAAUAAAUAUAAAUUUUACUCAAAUUGGUCACACCAACUAUAGAUUAUUGAAUCAUUGUGAUAAAAUGAUAAAUCUAAAAUUCUUUUCUCUGUUGUUUUCAAAACAUCAAUUCCAUUGUAUCGGCAUUGAGAUUUCUAGCAGAUCACUUUCAGAAGCAUUAUCAACUUUUCAUAUCACGAUUUUGCGCACAAAAAAACGGGAAUUGUUGAAUUUUCAUGUUGGAUGCUUUGAGAGAAAACUGCAUUUUAACGACAUGUUUUGAAAAUUCGCUAGUUUACGAGUCAGAGCAAUUCAUUAAAAUGAAACAGAAAUCCAAUAAACACACAAAGACUUUAAUGAUGGGUUUGCCGUUGUGAAAACGGUAAGACACAUGAUUACGUCAUCAAUUGUGAACGGGAUACUUGGCGUAAAAUUCAAUUUUGCACACCAGCAAUCGCUCUCUCCCACCCCAAGGGUGCACUGAUUUGAUAUUAUGGAUAGUGUCACCAGCGGAUUGUACCAACACCUUUCUUCUUUUUUACCUUGGAAACCAGAACAAACUACGAUCAAUACUGCUUUUUUCCCGCAGAAUAUAUGUGGAAUUGGCUUAUCCUGUUCAGAUUACAGAAUGUCUCUAUAUAAAUAUACAUAUAAAACAACGAUUUUAAAAUAACCCAAUAUUACUUUAUAAGUAUUAUAAAUAAUCAUCCAUGUACAUGAUAUUGGUAAAAGUAUGCAGUAUUUCACGUAUCGGACGUCAAUUCUAGUUAACAGUGUCCCGCCUUCUCAUUUUCACCUUCGCCAUGCUCAAGAAUAAACCUCGUACUGAGCAUGCCCAACAAGUUCAUUCCCGAACGGGACCAUUGUUUCUCUGCUUUUGAUUGGCUGAGCUGAUUCGUCACCUCUGUCCCGCACUCUUUCCAACGUCCUAAUCAGUUCAGUCGGAUGUCUGGAUGUGACAGCUAAGAGCAGGCCGUGAAUUUGACGCGUGCUCACCGUCCAAAGUCAACGGGAAUUCGUCUAAAUUAGAAACUUGCCGUAUAUAAUUCUCUCUCUGUCCUGUCUGGUGACAAAGUAGCAAAAUGUCGUCUGCUGCGAGGGCCGUUGACAGCUCGCGGUGCUCCAUUAACAAGCAGGAGAUGUUUGAGACUUUUCAGACUUGGGCCCUCCAAAAUUAUGGGGAUAGUGGAAAAACUAAAACAGUGACCCACAAAAAGCACGACCGAAUUGUAAAAAUCUUAACAGGAGAGGAGCCUUCUACUGCGGACAAUUCCAAGUUCAGAUUUUGGGUAAAAGCGAAAGGAUUUCGUUUGGGACCCUCCGUAAACAAAGAUGGGUGUGAUCGCACGAUCUAUGUCCCCACAAAACAUGUGACGGACCCCAAUUGCAAUGACACUGACAAGGACUACAAGAAAGUUGCGAAGGUGGAGGAGUUUUUUGACAUCAUAUACAGUGUCCAUGUCGACAUGGACGGGAGGGGAGGCAAACACGCCGGCCAGAAACGCACAUACCGAGCGAUUGCAGAAACAUACGCAUUUUUGCCGAGGGAGGCCGUCACCAGGUUUCUGAUGUCCUGCUCAGACUGCCAGAAGAGAAUGCACGUGACGUCCACAGAGGAAACCCACAGUAACGCGUCCUGUGAAUCUUCGUACAAACCGGAAGCGUCGAUAGAGGACCCCCCAAUCAUCGACUUCAGCGUGCCAAUCACCCAGACCUACCUGAAUCACAUGAAGCAGAAGGGCAUGGCAAUGGACACUGGAGUGACGGACGAGGAGAGUAUGUCCAGUGUUGACAGCACAGCAGAAAGCCGGGACGGAAGUCCAGCGUUAUCUGACGAUACCACCACCAACAAUAGAUCCACUCCCAAAGAAGACAGUCCAAUGGCUGACGAGGAUACGAGUCUGACAUUUCCAAUGUCAAAGUCUCCAUCAACUCGCUCCGAAGACCGCGGACACCCGGAGAGGAAAAGAAGGGCCAGCGAAGAUAGUUGUGAGAGUUCGACAAAGCUGAGUGAAGGUGGCAAUAACGAAGAGUCCGUCUGUAAGGAUGAAGACGACGAUGAUGACAAUGAUGACGAUGAUAAAAUGCCCGCCGGGCAGGACUUUGAUCCCGAGAGACUUAAAGCAUUCAAUAUGUUUGUUCGGUUAUUUGUGGAUGAAAAUCUGGACAGAAUGGUCCCCAUAUCUAAACAACCAAAGGACAAAAUCCAAGCUAUUCUGGAAGCUUGUGAUCGACAAUUUCCUGAAUUCCACAUCAGAUCUCGUAAACGAAUCAGAACUUACCUCAAAUCUUGUCGUCGGAUGCGCAGGUCAAAAGAGCAGAAUGGAUGGGAACCCCAACAGAUGAGACCAACUCCGCCACAUCUUACCUCGGCAGCAGCUGAAAGCCUUCUUGCACAAGCUUGCGAAAAUGAGAGCCAAAAUGCUAAACGCAUGCGUCUGGGAUUAGAGCCACUUCCGGCCGCAUCAAUGCAUACGAACAGUUCCACAACAAAUAGUCAAUCACAGACAACUGCUCAACAGCAGCAGCAACAGUCAACCCCUGCACCUUCACCUCAUUCUCAAUCGUCGUCAAAUCAAACAUCACCUCAGUCUCAACAAUCCGCUUCACAAGUAGAUAGACACGCACAUACUAAUAAUGACUUCUUGCGUCAUCAGCCACCGCCACCUACCUUUAGACCGGCCCCAGAAUUCCAUCCACCAUUUUUUACAAACGGAAAUGGGUUAUUUCGUCCUGGAUUUCCGGGAUAUCAACAUCCUGCGCAUCAUCAUCCGCCAGUGUUGUCUCAUGGUGCUUUGAACCCGACCUCGGUUCAGAACGGUCCCACAGAUCUUAGUAUGAAAAAACAAUCGUCCAAAAGUCAGCUUAGCGCGGGAGAAAUCGCCACGAUCAAACAGCUGAUUGGAGGAUAUCGCGAGUCGGCCGCCUUCCUCUACCGAUCAGCUGAUGAACUUGAACAGUUGCUACUGCAGCAAAACUAGCGAACGGAAGCGCGAAAUAAUGUCUGGAUGAACUAUUAUACCUCACUCUAUUUCUAGUGCUUUCUGUAAAGGACUUCACUGGUACUCCUCAAAGCGUGUUAAAUUUAAGUCUCGCAGCAUAUUGAAUUAUAUUAAACAUACUAGCAACCAUUAAACUUCUUACUGGUAGAUCGAAAUGUAGUUUGUUCUAAAACAUUAUUAGAUGAUUCGAGGUCCAUAUGUUUACAUAAUAUAUACACUAAUAUAUGUUUAAAGUACAUAGUUGUACUAAGCUUUUGGGUAACUUAGAUAUUUAUAUUUGUCCUUCGCGCAUUAAAUUGGUUACCACUGACAGUCAUGUGUAAUGCGCUACAAAUAUUGUAUAGAAUUGACCAAGUCCCACAUCCAGUUGUUCACAUAUUUUAUAUUUUUCUGCUAAAUGUUGUAUAUUGUGGCCUUGUGAUAGUAUGAGAAUUCCCACUUAUCCGUUACCCUAUCAUACUGGGACCCUGUCCACUACAGCUUUCUUGUCCUCUAUAUAAUGUAACACUGGUGCUUGUCCUAAUAUACUGUGAUUGCUAGGAUACAAUUCUCCAUGACCGCCAUUUUUUCGUUUUGUUUUGUAUUUUGUUCCGUUUUUUGGAAUCGUAAAUAUAAACAUCUAUUUACCUGGUUUAACUAGUCAUUUUUCUAUACCCCAUUUUUUAUGUUAAUUAUUAUUUUAUCAGUAUUCUAUUUAUUUGAUGUAAAUACUCUAAUUUAACUUAAUUUAAACUGCAUAGAGUAUAAUUUUUUAUUCAAAGACAUUUUAAUGUUUGAUUUGAGAGUCAGAUAAUUUGAUUUAUUGUUGCUGACAUUUUAGAAACUUAUUUGAAUAGUUUCAAUAUUUCAAUCUUUGUUUCUUUUGUGUUUAAGACGCACACUUUAAUCAUUACGAUUGUGUAACUCUUAAGUAUUGGAGUUACGAAUAUUGUUUUUUAGAAAAUAUGAUUGUAAAUACAGAUUAUACUCCCGAUUUUAAUUGUGUUGUUAUCUCGAUGUCAUAUCCCGUAAUACAGGUGCACUUCAGUUUUGUAUUGUCAACAUUGUGCAUAAGUUCACAUUUUCUGAUGUGUACAAGAUAUUGUUAGAUUCGUUUUUAAAAUCUUAGCCGUGUCUUAAAUCAUAUAUGGAAAAUUUUGUAUCUUACUUUUUAAAAGAUUCUGCAGAAAUAUUUCAGGGCCUCCAUAUAUCUGGUGAAGUUAUUGCAGUUUGUUCCUUUGAGAAGUGAGACGGUUGAUUUUGUAUUUUUGAACAAGUUCAAUUUUCAUGAUAUUUAUUGUUAUUUUAUUUGUAUUCUGUUAUCAUUUACAUUUUUUUGUGCAUUUUACACAUGUUUUUCAUCGCUCGUGUGGCGCUCUGAAAUAAGUGCCCUGUGGUCAAUGCCAGUAAACGUUUACAUUCCACAAAAUACUUUAAUUACGCCUGAUAAUUAUUCUUCUUUAAACGUAUGGUACCGGCAUUAGGCUUAUAUUGAAAACGCUACCAUAAUUUAGUUUCCAAACAGUUUGAAGUUCGUUCAAAUUAAACGAGACAAUUGCAAGAUAUUGAUACUAUGAUAAUUUAUCAGCUGAAUACACUAUCGUCGAACUCUUAUUCAUUACAAUUUGAAAGAAAUUGGAAAAACUCGAAAUAUAUAACUAAUACAAAUAUUUCAUAUUACGAUUUGUACAACAAAAAUUCAGUAAAUUAUAUUAUAUUCAGAAACUUCGCUACUUGUUUUUUUUUCUGAUUUUUUUCGUAUUCUCCAAUACUUUGCCAGUGGAUAAUGGUCUCAUUGGAUGAUUUCUUUUGAUCAAAUUCAAUCUAUAACAAGUUGAUGUCGAGAUCGCCUUCGAGAUUUUACUUUUAUUUAGCGUUUAUGUUUGGAUCUGAAAGAUUUGGCAAUGUAAGAGUUGGAUUUGACUUAUUGUGUGACCGUUAACUUUUUUGCCCUGGGGCUUCUUUGUAAGUGCAAUAUCUUAUUUUUUAUUUAUUCAUAAGUUGAUGUUUUCAUCUAUAUUUUUUGUGAAACUAAAUUUAAUCUGUUCGUCGAUGAAAUUAAAUCGUAAAAAUGGC
This is a messenger RNA of Magallana angulata, 5064 nucleotides long. Its product is annotated as nucleolar protein 4-like. The record is from RefSeq and is a predicted model, not a curated record. Lineage: Eukaryota; Metazoa; Mollusca; Bivalvia; Ostreida; Ostreidae. Bases 1090 to 2988 code for a protein of 632 amino acids. The transcript is spliced from 10 exons.